AUGAAAGAGAAGACGCUACGGAUAGUGAACUUCUUAGCGCAUCACACAUUCCAGCUACCGACACUCGAUACGUUAAGUGUUAAGAAAGAAUUAAAGCUUUGCCUGCGGAGGUUGCUCAAGACAGAAGAGCUAGGUAGGGAUGGAAGGCUGUGCAAGGAUGUUACUUCAGAGCUGAGGAAGCGAACCAGUCGGUUGGGUGCCAUGCAGCUGAUACUAUUCGCCUCUGCGCUCACUUUGGUAGCAGCUGCCGAUGCCCAGGCGAAGCGGCAGAUAUGUGUGGCUCCAACAACAGCUCCGCACAAAAUAGAAAAGGUGCUAUCGCAAUGCCAGGAUGAGAUUAAGUAUGCUCUCCUUCAAGAAGCACUGAGUGUACUUGGACAGUCAGUGGGAAGACAAAAGAGAGAGACAUUCAGUGGUGAAGAAAAACGAAUUGCAGGAUGCCUAUUGCAGUGUGUCUACAGGAAAAUGAAAGCAGUGGACGAAAAUGGUUUUCCUACAGCUCCUGCUCUGGUCCAAUUAUUUACCGAAGGAGUAAAGGAUAGAAAUUACUAUCUAGCAACUAUUCAAGGGGUUCAACAGUGUUUGGCCAAAGAGAUCCAACAGCGGAAAUAUAACCAAACUUUAGCACAAGCUUUGUGGGAUAUCACCUUGAAAGAAGCUGCAUCAAGUGAAUCUUCAAUAGAUUCCAACAGCUGCACUAUUUAUUGAAGUUACCAUGUAUAUUCAAAUGAACAGUUCAUUUGAAUCCUCACCACACGAAAAAACUUAAUUAACGAAAAAGUUAAUUUAAAAUAUUGCACAAAAUGUUUUAAAUAUAGCGUAACUACUAAUAAGUAGAGGAAUUAUACUUUUUAUAUAAGUUGGUAGAUAAACCAAACUAAUGUCUAAUGAAGACAAUUUGUGUGUACAAAAUAUUUUUAUUUUUUUUAUUAUAUUACAAAUAAAAUGUAUAAAAACUAA
Molecule: messenger RNA, 960 nt
Organism: Nezara viridula (southern green stink bug)
Lineage: Eukaryota; Metazoa; Arthropoda; Insecta; Hemiptera; Pentatomidae
Source: the annotation of a GenBank genome assembly